ACCAUCAUAUAUCUGUUUAUCUCAGUUCAGUCUUCUCACAAAUGCAAUCUCUUUUUCUCUCCGCGAAGAAUUCUCGUGUUUUGUUGUCCUUCUGUGUGGCUUCUAAGCAUUUCAGAUCUGGUAAAGUUCUCUCGUCUUGUAUUUGUUAUUUUUCUAAACAGCUAGGCAGUUCAGAUCUGAGUUCUCUUGUCUUGUGUUUGCUAUCCUUCAGCAGCUAGGCCGUUCAGAUCUGGUAAGUGACCAACUCUUUGGCUCAUUUCUUGUUGGCUUUUGUUUUAAAGCUUUGAAGAAUUUCUUUCGCUCAAACCAUAAGCGUUACAGCCCAACUUAUGCUCCAUCAAUAAGUAGAUGUUAUAGAC
Molecule: messenger RNA, 359 nt
Organism: Rubroshorea leprosula
Lineage: Eukaryota; Viridiplantae; Streptophyta; Magnoliopsida; Malvales; Dipterocarpaceae
Source: the annotation of a GenBank genome assembly